This is a messenger RNA of Labrus mixtus (cuckoo wrasse), 4406 nucleotides long. RefSeq names its product xylosylprotein beta 1,4-galactosyltransferase, polypeptide 7 (galactosyltransferase I) (gene b4galt7). Gene Ontology annotation, biological process: proteoglycan biosynthetic process; carbohydrate metabolic process. The transcript has 5 exons. The record is from RefSeq and is a predicted model, not a curated record. The coding region runs from base 527 to 1360 and encodes 277 amino acids. Gene Ontology annotation, molecular function: xylosylprotein 4-beta-galactosyltransferase activity. Lineage: Eukaryota; Metazoa; Chordata; Actinopteri; Labriformes; Labridae.
ACAAUAUUACAAUCGUCUUCUGUUUGAUAUUUUCCAGAGUGAAGUUGUCGUCAGUGGUUUCUCCGGUCGGUGCUUUUUGUGUUAAUUUUUAUUUAUUUUUCCGUGUUUAAUGUUUUAUGGACCAUCUUUGACCGACACUGUCGUUAAAUUUAAAGUUAACGGUGGAAAAUGUUUAACCCGGAGCGGCGGAGUGAGUGAACCGCUACAUGCUACGUGUACAGUAAAAAGGCUGCUAGCUGAGAGACACAGAAACAGAAACAGCCGCUUAAUAAGAAACAUUUCAGCGUCUUUUAAAACAUUUUCUGUAAAGCUAAGGUGUCUGAGUUUAAUCCUGGAGGAUGAGUUAGCAGGGAGGACACUUUGUUCUCCGUCAACACUUACAAAUGAGACAUGAAGGACUGAAAAUUAACAGAUUUCUGAGCAACAAACACGACAGCUUCUGGGUUUUCUGUUUGUUUGAGAAGUUUGUUGUUGAUCUUUCUUUUUUUAAAACGGACUGAAAUCAGAAAGCUGACAGGCUGUGAAGAUGAUGUACUCAUCGAGAAGAAAGCCUGUCCUCUACUUCAAAGAGGAGAGAAGGUUCCUGUCGGGUAAAUGUACGGUCUACAAGCUGUUCGGCCUCUGCAUGGUGCUGCUGCUCGUCUCUCUGCUCUGGCUGCAGCUCAGCUGUUCAGGUGACUUGUCGGCCCCCGUGCACGAGGACAAACGACCCCCCCAGCACUUGCAGGCUCCGCCCUGCCCCGCUGACAGUCAGGCGUCUGCUGCAGACGACCCCUCCUGGGGUCCUCACAAACUGGCGCUCAUCAUCCCCUUCAGAGAGCGCUUCGAGGAGCUGCUGGUGUUUGUUCCCUUCAUGCACACUUUCCUCAACAAGAAGAAGAUCCGCCACAAGAUCUUCAUCGUCAACCAGAUGGAUCACUACAGGUUUAACAGAGCGUCUCUGAUAAAUGUCGGUUACCUGGAGAGCGGUAAUGACACGGACUACCUGGCGAUGCACGACGUUGACCUGUUGCCUUUGAACGAAGCUUUAGACUACGGUUUUCCAGAGGACGGACCGUUCCACGUGGCCUCCCCUGAGCUGCACCCGCUUUACCACUACAAGACCUAUGUGGGGGGAAUCCUGCUGCUCACCAAGAAACAUUACAAAAUGGUACUUUUUUUAUUAUUUAAUCUUUAUUUAACCAGGAAAGAAAAUUAUUUAGGCGAGCAGUUUAAGGUGGAUCCAGAGGGGGGGCUGAGUAACCUCCGUUACUCGGUGGAGUCCCGGCAGGAGCUGAGCAUCAGCGGCGCUCCCUGCACCGUCAUCAACACCAAACUGGAGUGUGACCAGGACAAGACGCCGUGGUGUCUGCUGUCGUAGAGGAAACCACACGCGUCGUUACGCCGCUCCGCCUAAAGGAUUUAAUGUUUAAACUCUGCUCCUCUCUGGAUGUUGCUGCAGCACUGACUGACCUGCAGCUGGCAGCACGUGGCUGCCCUGACAGGAGGAAAUAAUGGUACAAACGGAACCUAACCCAGGAUUUAACACUGAAGAAUUCACUCCUUCACUGAGCAGAAACAGACAAAAACUAAAUGCUUCCUUACUUUGAUAUGAGGAACUUCUCAACAACGCACCUGCUGUAGAACAGGACAGCGAGGAUCUUAAAGAGAAUUAAAACCUCCUGAUGAUCCUUGAUGUUAAGAACCAGAACUUUAAAAUGCAUCAACGAAAAGUUGGAGGCCUGGGAGGCGGACUACUUUGUGUGUCAAACCUCAGAGAAGUGGACGCAUGGAGAGAAACUGUUGCACCUAAACUGGAUUGGACAGACCGGAGCUGUUUUAGUUCAUCGUAGUUUUGGUUUCAGUACCUGCUGGCAUGGUGUGGGUGCAAACUGUUUUUUUUUUUGUUUUUUUCUAACUCUGGGAUCGUGCAAACAGAGCAGAGGUGAGCUGGACGGCUACAAACGGAGCAUAACACCAGAUAUCACCGACCGCCAAAACACGCAUCACAACACUGAAACUGUAGAGUUCAUUUCAGCUUCUGUAUCAUGUCGUGGGAAAGAGUCAUAGUUUGUGUUUCUGCAGAAAUCUGCCUACAACCAUCACAAGCAUCAGAUAAUGUUUUUAAUUCCCUUCUGAAGAGAAAAUCCUCUUAUCUACAGAUAUAACCCUCUAACAGACACACUUUGAAUUCACCAAAGAAGAUACACAUUCACAGAAGUUACUUUUUGGGUCUUUUUGCCUUUUAUUGGAUAGGACAGCUGAAGACAGACAGGUAAUGUUGGGAGGAGAGAGUAGGGGGGCGACAUGCAGCAAAGGGCUGACGUUGGAUUCCAACCGCUAGCCUAUCGACGUUCCCUAAAAACGUUUUUUUUUUAUAAUUGCGACUUCUGUGUCUCAUGAAUCCAACUCACUAGGGGUGUUCAAAACUAUAGAUACACUUGAUUAUUGCGUUGGUAUGUUUUCUGAUACCUCCUCCAUUCUCAGAAACACUGUAUUGAUUUUUUUUGGUUCAUCGUAGUGUUGUCAAAAUAUUUUAAACCUUUGAUAAUAAAUCAGACGAUAUCUGUACCUGCUUCAAUACCUCAACAACUAAAAUAGAAGUUCUGCACACCCAAGGUCGGGCCAUUUACCGUCAUUGUUAGUCAGACUGCUGCGUACAGCCUGAGUUACACUCGUGUUGCCAACCAGUGGAUAAUAUAGAAAACGUUCUCUCGCUUUCUGUCGCAGCAGCUUUUGAAGAUCUGUCACUUUUUAGAGCUUUGGUACUUUACCACACUGUUCAUCAUUUCAAUGAGAGUGUAUCGUUUAAGAACACGCGCUAACAAAAAGGUAUGAAAGUGUUUAAAAUGUUGACAACCUUAGCUCCUAGUUUAAAUUCUAGUUAUCUUUUUUUUAAAUCAUUUUGUUGCAGUGAUCUCUUUUUUUUUUAAAUCACAACAAACGUUUUUGAUCUGGAAUUCUUGAUUAUAAGAAACAAAACCCUCCAGGUUUAUUUUCUGUGGUGAAUUUAAAGCAUUCCUUUUACCCUUUAAAGUAAAGUGAGCCAAACCAGGCUGAACUGUACCAAGACUAAGAUAUUCCGUUGUUUUUUAGCUGCAUAAACCCAGCCUGUAUUUGAAGCCUGACAGAGAAUGCUGCUGAAGAGAAACAAUGCAGUAACAGAACAGACUUGAUUCACUGCGAUCGAUUCAGUUCAUUUUUGUUUGUUUUUUUUAAUCUACCUUUUUAGUUUAAGAAGGAACCAAAGAAUCCUGCAGAACAUCCACGAGAGUUCAGCGAUAUUGGAAUCAUGCUUUACCUCUUCAUGGUUUAGUGACUGCAUGUAAGAAAACUGUGAAUAAUGAUCAUGUUUUUAUGUGCCAAAAACAAAAACCCUGCAGAUGGAGGAUUUAGUGUCGGUUCUGGAGCUUUUGGAUGUAAGACGUGAUUUUUCUCUGCAUAAGAGUUUAAACUCUUUAAAGACAAUAACUCAUGGAAGACAAUAAUUCUUAGCAUUUACAAUUUGAAGGAAAGUGGACAAACCAAAUCUACUGAGGACGAUGAUAUCAUAUGAUCAGAAGUUGCUGCACAGAAGUGAACCAUUUGGAAUAUAUCUUUUAUAAUUUUCUAUUUCAUCAAGUCUUCAAAAACAACUUUGUCAGUGCAGAAUCUUCAAACGACAGUUCCAAAACCUAAAGGUGUUCACUUCUUUUAUUUUAGAAGAUUUUACUGCUUGUUAAAACAAUUGCAGAUCAUUUUCUGUCAGUUUACCAAUCCGGUUUUAUCGUUAUUAAUCAGCAUCAGAUUUCUUUGGUUCGUUCUCAGUCUGGGUUUUAAUCUGGAGCCCCUUUCAACAAGACGUAACAACAUGGAACAUAAACAUCCUUCCACAUGUCACUUCUGUCUGCGAGGACUUCUUGUUUGUUCAUUUAAAGUAAAGUUAACAGAUCGCAAUCACAGUCAUCCAAAUGGAUCCAGCUCUAACGGUUUCCUUUAAUAAUAAAGAGAGCGAUGAUUUCAUGACCUCAGACCCAGAGAGGAACCUGGUGGGGGAACUAUUUAUUUUACUGAAAUAUUUGUUUAAUGUAUUUUUAUUUUAUUUUACUCCAAUGUGUUGUACUCAUUUCAUAAAAAGAACGAGGUGUGACUGAAUGUCGGACCAUCAUUAAGAGGGAUUUAAGAGAUAAAACCAAAAACAACAGGGUUUGAAUGCCUUAUAGUUUCAUGUGGAAAGUCAGAAAAUGAACCUUUAAAAUGAACUCCACGGUUUAGAAAUGUGUCUCUGAAAAUUUGAUUGAAAGGGAAGUGUUAUUUAAAGUCAUUUCUUCCUCUUCAGGAAAAUGCAUGAGGCGUGACACGAAGUUUGAAGUCAGCACGAGGAGAGCGAAACAUGUUUACCUCGCUGGGUUAAAAAAAAAAAACUCUUCUUAAAUUUGAGCUUGAAA